Messenger RNA from Sus scrofa (pig), 14432 nucleotides. RefSeq names its product ribosomal RNA processing 8 (gene RRP8). The record is from RefSeq and is a predicted model, not a curated record. Gene Ontology annotation, molecular function: methyltransferase activity. Gene Ontology annotation, cellular component: nucleolus; rDNA heterochromatin; chromatin silencing complex. NCBI's taxonomy places the organism in Eukaryota, Metazoa, Chordata, Mammalia, Artiodactyla, Suidae. Gene Ontology annotation, biological process: cellular response to glucose starvation; regulation of transcription by glucose; rDNA heterochromatin formation.
CGCCGGCUUGUCUAGCCGCCGCCGGCACUCGGUGGUUCCCGGCGGCGCUCGGGCGGCUUGCGCGCCGGGAGCCCCGGGACGCGCUGCGCACGUGGAGAGGCGCGCGGGCCCCCGAGCUCGCCUCCCGGCCGCAUGUUUGAGGAGCCCGCGUGGGCCGAGGAGGCCCCGGCCGUCCCGGACCCCCGGCCGGUGCCCUUACGGCCGCGGCCCCCGGCAGCCUCGCACACCAAGGGAUCCAAGCGCCGCCGGCUCUUGGCGACAUUAAGGGUCCUGGAGGCAGCAGCUCUGCCCCGGCAGCCCCCCAGCCUGCCCGGUAGUGACUCUGAGGAGGAGGAAGUGGUGGAGAGGAAGAGGAAACACCCGAAAAAGGCCUUAUGUGCCAGUGCUUCUCCCGAAGGAGAGAAGAAAAGAAAGAAGAAAUGUCAAAAUCGGGGCCCGCCUGGCAGUGACUCUGAGGUAGAGGAAGCGGCAAGGAACAGGUGCCACGAAGGGGCUCUUCGUGGCAGAGACUCUGCUAACAAAGAGACAGGAAAGAGGAAACACCAGAAACGGGCCCCUGCAGAUCCUGCCCAGCACUUGGGCAGUGUUGCCCAAACAGGUCCUAAAGCUUGGAAUUCUAGUGCUGCAAAUGACCCCACCAAGCCAAGCCCUGAGACCCCUUCCUCUGAACCCCCCCGCACCUUGAGUCGCAAGCAGUGGCGGAACCGGCAGAAGAAUAAGCGAAGACAGAAGAACAAGUUUCGCCCCCCUCAGCCCCCGGACCAGCCUCCGGAGCCGGCCCCUGCCCCCACCCAGGAGACAGAGGUGCCUCCUGCCGCCGGGCCAGAUGGCCCCGGGGCCCGGGCCGAGGCCCUAAGGGCCCGCAUGGCCCAGCGGCUGGACGGCGCCCGCUUCCGCUACCUCAACGAACAGCUGUACUCGCAGCCCAGCCAUGCCGCGCAGCGCCUCUUCCAGGAAGACCCCGAGGCCUUCCUCCUGUACCACCGUGGGUUCCAGAGCCAGGUCAGGAAGUGGCCGCUGCAGCCCGUGGACCGCAUCGCCAGGGAUCUUCGCCAGCGGCCUGCGUCUCUGGUGGUGGCCGACUUUGGCUGUGGGGAUUGCCGCCUGGCCUCGAGCAUCCGGAAUCCUGUGCACUGCUUUGACUUGGCCUCCCUGGACCCCAGGGUCACCGUGUGUGACAUGGCCCAGGUGCCUCUGGAGGAUGCGUCUGUGGACGUGGCCGUGUUCUGCCUUUCACUGAUGGGAACCAACAUCCGAGACUUCCUAGAGGAGGCCAAUCGCGUACUGAAGCCAGGGGGUCUCCUGAAAGUGGCUGAGGUCAGCAGCCGCUUCGAAGAUGUUCGGACCUUCCUGGGGGCUGUCGCCAAACUGGGCUUCAAGGUCAUCUCCAAGGACCUGACCAACAGCCAUUUCUUCCUGUUCGACUUUCAAAAGACUGGGCCCCCUCGGGUAGGGCCCAAGGCUCAACUCGCAGGCCUGAAGCUUCAGCCCUGUCUCUACAAGCGCAGGUGACCUCUGGACCCCCCUUGGAAAGGGAGGCAAAUCUUGAACCCCAGGCUCAGACUGUUCCCGGCCAGGCUGUGACCCAGGACGUGGUCACCCUUCCUCCGUCCCACAAGCAAAAUGUAAUGAGCGCCCUGGCUCAGUCUUGCUUUAAUGAAGGCUUCUUGGUUCCAGGAAGUGUAAGGUCGUUUGGGCUGCAGCUGAAGAACAAGGAGCGUAUCGUGAGAACACGGCGGUAUCUGGAAUUACAGGGCCCCUCGGAGUCGUGAAAGCUUGGUUUGGGGUUCUAGGCAUCUCUGGGUUAGGCUCCUCUUUCCGUCUCUCAGGAGCCCAUGGGCUUCCUGUCCUAGCACUUUCCUUUCCUCUCUUCUCAUUUUCCCACCUGCGGACGAGCUCACCCCAGCUCCUCCUGCAGCUUGAUCCUGUCCAGGUCUUUAAGGCAGCGCUUCUUGGCUCUGGGGCACUGGUGCCACCACCCUUGUGGCUGGGCUUCCAGGUUGCCCCUGUACUGAAUACCUCUCUGAUUCUCAUCUCCAUCUUUGGAGCCUCAUGGCCCGAACUACUCCUGGUAGGGGAGUAGUCCUGGGGCUCUGAUGUGUGUCAGGCUGAGAGCAUAGAUUUUGGAAUCAGGUAGGACUGCCGCUUAUUGCCGAGAGUCUUUUACCCUUAGGUUGGUUGGUGAGGGUUUUUUUUUUUUUUUUGAUCACGCCUGUGGCAUGCACAAGUCCCUGAGCCAAGGAUCGAACUCACCACCACAGCUGUGACCGUGCUGGAUCCUUAGCCCACUGAGCCACCAGGGAACUCCCCCAGGAGUCUUUGAAUCUUGAAAGUCACGUUCCUCAUUUGGAAAAUGCUAGGAUUCCUGUCUCAUGAGGUUGUUGUGUGGAUUAACGAGGAAACGUGUUGCCAGGGCUGGGUACACAGGAGGUGCUCGAUAAACUACUGUAGCUGUGACUGUUGUGUGUUAUAAGCCAGACUGUUUUCUAAGGAUCUUCGCCAGGCAUGGUUAGGGAUUGAAGGGUAAAGAAUGCAUCUGUUGACUGAGAAAGACUUGGGGAACUCAAGAUAGGCCUUUCAACAUUCUUAAUUGUAUAGGGUACUUAAAGAUUCCUGAUGGGUUCUGAGCUGUUUCUGGAAGGGGUGGGGUAGGGUCUGGAUCUCUUCAUAUCACAGCUGAUUGGUGCCACUCAGGGUGGCAUCAGGCUCCUCGCUGGCAGGGGGUGUGUCUGUUUCUGCCCGGGGGCGCCCAGACCACCUUGUCCAAGGACAGCCAGUGCUGGGUCAUGACCUGCCUGAGAGUCCUUGGCCUCUUCUGGAAGGCCUGUGCCGUGGGCCCAAGCAUAAAACACAGCCUGUUUUACCUGAUUCAAAGAGCAAGACCUGCAGGUGACCACUGGGACGCAGGUUCCAGGGCUCUGAGCCAGUUAGGUGCCUCCGGUAAGGGGGGGAUGCUAGGGGCAGUCUGUGUAGACCAGAGAGCGUGUUUGGAGGCUGGACUGGGAAGCGUUUAGCAGAUAGAGUAGCUCAUACCUCGGCGUGGGCUUCUCUGCCGAAUGCUCAUCUGACUGGCAGCGUCUUACUCCUCCUUCCAGACGGGCCAGUGGUUUCCUUCUCCAGGACUCCCAAAGCAGGGCUGGCGUGUGCACCUGCACUCUUAGCGCUGUGUGCAAAGUGCGGCUUCAGGAUUUAAAUGUUGUGCGGUGAUUGCUUUGUGCCGUCGGCUGCUUCUCGCUCGUCUUUAUCCUUGUGUUCCCAGAGCUGGUCCCUUGAGAUUCUUCUAAGGAGGUGACAGGGACCAGCUGAGUGGGACUGAUGAAAGCAGGGGUGUCGCAGGAACCCAGGUUCAGGCCCACGAUGAGGGCACCUGACGAUGCCUCAGACGAUGGAGGAGGCAGGCAGGCAGGAGAACCUCUGCAGGUAGAACGAGGGACACGGAGGCUUAGAGAGAGAAGGUCUGAAGCACGGCUCGGGCGUCUGGCUCGGGCAGCUGGUUGGCUAGUGAUGCCGUUCAGGGUGGUGGCCUUUCGGUACCUGACUGUCCUUUGGAAAUGGGACGUAAACUCAGCAGCCUGGAGGAGGUGCUUCGGUCAUAGGGACAGGCAAGAUGGCCAGAGUAUGAUUAAGGAGAAGGGAAAAGGGCUCUGAGCUCUCAGGAGCAUGUGAAGUCUGGGAAAGAAGAAUAAACCAGUGAAGGUGACAAGCUGAGAAGGUUUGGCCACAGAUGCAGAAGUGAAACCAGGGGAGUGGACUUCACACGGAAGGGAUGGGGAGGCUGUCAGAUGCUGUUGAAAGGUCCGUAAAGUUGAGCGAGAAGCCAGAUCGCAGCAGGAGAGGACUGCAGUGCAAUGUCGAGGGCCUGUUGGAACUUACAGGGCGGCGUUCAUGAAUCAGUGACCCCAGCCAGCCCAGUGGGGGAGCUCGGCCUGCCCAGGAAUGUAGGUGUAGCAGUGGAAGAGUGAGCACUGAGGGAUCACCCGGGAUGGGAACCUUGCCGCCCCAUUGAAGUGAAAUCGAGCAGAGGAGGCUCAGACCGUUCGCAAGUCAGCGAUGGCAGUGCCGGACCACGGAAUUUUAUAGAACAGAUGUGUGAGUGCAGACGGGAGCCGGCUCUUGCAUUGGCAGUAAUUGGACCAGGAGUCUGGGAGCCUGGGAGGCUGGGCUCAGAAAUUGGAACUCAGAAUAGUUCCCAUAGGGAAGCAGAGCAGCGCCAGGCGAUGGCAGUGUCCAGAGUGUAGUUAUGGGGAGAGGACCCGGGAAGUGUGCGAGGGAGGCUCCAGGGAGACUGGUGAAGGCGCGCAGGGCUCAGGGCCUGGGAGGGCAUCUGCAUGGACUUGGCAGUUCUCCAGGGUGAUGGUUGCGGUUGGCUCGUAGCAGGUGCCAACCCCUUGAAGAAGGGGGCGGGACCAGGAGAUGUGCAGACAAAGGGUGGGAGAGGCUGGAUGGCACGGAUGUCAGAAGGAUCGCACAGCCCACUGGAGAGGCUUCCGGUCGGGGGGGAUGUGAGGCUGGUGAGUGGGGCUGGCUGCUGGGCAGCCCAGAUCCAAUACCCUGAGCGUCCUCUCCAGCUGGUCGGGAUCCCCUGGGGAGACGGCUGUGACGGCAGCUCCACGGGGCAGGAGGCUCAAGCCGUCCAUCCCAGGCCUGUUUUGGAGGAGCCGGGCCCCUCGCUGUAAGACACACGGCUCCUUUUACGGUGUCUCUGUUUCCGGUGCCAUUUAUCCCCCUAGGCCUCGAUUCGCUUCCCCUGGUCUCUCACCGUGCUCAGCAGGACCGCUGGGCUCCGCCGCCUCCCUUACUUGUGAUUUGGAUUCUCUCUCUGCCUGUCCUGGCUCGAGCCACCUGAGUAAAUAUCUUUCUGGGUCUGACGCGGGCCCCCGGCUCCCCCUCGCUCAGCCCAGCCGCCACGGUUCCAUCCGCGGAUUCUGCAAGCAGGGCUCUCCUGAGUCGGGUCCUCCCCGCUCCAUCAUCAGCCUCAGGACAAGCUCCCGUUCAGGUUCUUGCCUGGGCUUGGGUGUCUGACGCUGGGAGUCUAGACCGAAGAGAGGACGGUGUGUUUCCUGAAGAAGUCACAGCACGCCGCUGUGUAAGCCGCGGUGAGGCCAGUUUAAGGAACAGUUUGCGAGCGGGAGGCCAGAGUCCUAGUACGCGGUACACGGGAGUGGGAAGGGGUCCAACUGGAGACUCCACUGGGACCAUUCAGGAAGCUCGAGGUAUUUAUCCCCAAAGCCCAGGGAUGGGGAAUCUGGAGCCCGACUCCUGCCUUGGAAGUGCAGCGGCGAACAGAGGCCCGCUCAGGGUCUGGAAGGUGGCGACGUCAGCACAGAGAAGCCAGGGGUGCGCCUCGUGGGCUCGGGAGGGAGGGGCAGACCACCCAGAAUAAAGCUACAGGCGCCGGGGCCAAGGGGGCUGCAGAAGAGGGCCCAAGAGCCCUGGCCUGGGGCACAGAAACGCCAGUCAAGCAGGAACCCUCUCCCCUCCUGCUUCGCAGCUGGGUGCAGAGCAGUCAGCAGCUCUUGGGGGGCGCCCAGAGGGUCCCUCCUUCCCCAGCGCAGGCUCCUUGACUGAAGUGGAGCGGAGCUGGGAGGCAGAAGUAGUUAAAGGCACAGGAGGCGCCGGUUUAGACAUUGUGCUCACUUGACUUUGGGUUUGUAUCUUAAACUGAUCAUAAGACAUCCGUGAACUGAGAAGGCGCUGAAGUCUUGGCCUUGCUGCUGCUUUUCUCCACAGCAGGAGACGCGUCCCACAAACGGCCAGGAGGGGGUGAGAGACAGGAGCGGGCCAGGUUUGGGAGCGGUCUGUGCGCGGCUCCCUCGGCGUAUGUCCCUUUAGAGGUUCAGGGCCUCUGCCGUCGGGGCGGGCUCCGCUUUCGUCCCUGUCACACGGCCCUGAGGUACUCGGGUCCCAAGGAGGCCGCGUGCUCUGGCGGAGCCGCCGCUCAGCUCCAGUAACUCCAGCGCUUAGGGGACUGCACAGGCCCUUUGUGGGUUUUCACAGCGACCUCUGCUCAGGUCGCCCUCUGUCCCUGCGCCCUCCCAGGCUGGCCACCUGGCAGCAGAGUCAACUCCCUCCCGCAGAAGUCACCUUACUGGUCCUGUUGCUCCCACUUCUGUCCCCAGAGCCAAGUGAGCGGUUUAAAAUGGGCAUCGGAUACCUCGCUUCUCUGCUUAAAAUUCUUCAAUGGGGGAGUUCCCGUCGUGGCACAGUGGUUAACGAAUCCGACUAGGAACCAUGAGGUUGCGGGUUCGGUCCCUGCCCUUGCUCAGUGGGUUAACGAUCCAGCGUUGCCGUGAGCUGUGGUGUAGGUUGCAGACGCGGCUCGGAUCCCGCGUUGCUGUGGCUCUGGUGUAGGCCGGUGGCUACAGCUCCGAUUCAACCCCUAGCCUGGGAACCUCCAUAUGCCGCGGGAGCGGCCCAAGAAAUAGCAACAACAACAACAACAAAAAAUUCUUCAAUGGGGAGUCCCCGUCGUGGUGCAGCAGAAACGAAUCCGACCAGGAACCAUGAGGUUGCGGGUUCGAUCCCUGGCCUCGCUCAGGAUCUGGCAUUGCCAUGAGCUGUGGUAUAGGUCGCAGAUGUGGCUCGGAUCCUAUGUGGCUGUGGCUGUGGUGUAGGCUGGCAGCUGUAGCUCUGAUUGGACCCCUAGCCUGGGAACCUCCUUAUGCCACAGCAUUGUUUUCCACAGCCCUAACAUGUGGAAAACAAAAACAAAAAAAUCAAUGGAUUUCAUUGCUUUGAGAACAAAAGACGGCCCCUUCCCAGGCCCUGUGUGGUCUUGCUCAGGCCUCCCUUAUUCAGCUGCAUCUUCGCCAACUCCUUUUGCAGGAAACUCGAAACUCUAGGAAACUCUCGCCACGUGGGCCAGCAUUUCAUUCUUUAAGCCUUAGGAGCUGAGAGCUGUGGCUCCUUCUGCGUUGUUGCACUUGUGUGAUGUUUCCUCCUGGAUUGUCACUUGUUGCGCCGUCCUCCCAAGAUGCUCCUUUCCUGGCCAGUUCAUUUGCCUCCUCCUGAGCCUCACAGCAGCAGCACCUUCUGUGGAAAAAACCGGGCUGGCUGCUCACCGAAAUGUCCUUUUCCCGGACACAGUGUCCGAUGUUUCCCGGCUCCUUGCAUGGAGAUGGGGCCCGGCCCGUGGCACGUGAGAAGGGGUGAGGUUUCGCUUCCAGACCAGGGCAGGGGCAGCGGAGAUGCGCCGCCUCCACACCGGCACCCCUGCCUCUGCCUUCCGGGGCGGCCUCGACACGCGUGUUUUGACGAUGGAGACGCCGGGAUGUUCGAAUCCCUGCUUAGAGGAGAGUGGCUGGACCAGGAAAUCCACACUGGCUUUGAACAGGGGUAACCUCCCUGGCACUGGUCGUCUGGGGAGUGACGCAGAGCAGCCGCGCUGCUAAGUCUUCCCUGCACAGACCUGUGCCCCCUACUGUCGAUCACACAGCCCCCCUCGUUUCCUUCAAGGGGCUUCAGCUGUUUAGUUGUCUCGCCAGAUGCCAGUCAACGCUUCCCCGUUCUAAGAACUGGAGUCCUAGUUGGGGGGAAAAACGCUCACAUGAGGAAGCUGAGGUACUGAUUUUAUCCGUUACAUCUUCAUGGUGGCCAAAGAAAAAGAAAAAAAAAUCCCACUGAAGACUGUCUUAAAACACGAUCAGAUUUUUCUUCUCCUGAAACCGGAAGCCUGAUGGAUGCUGGUUAUUGGCACCGGCUCAGCAGUUGGAGGGGGCUAGCAGUCGGGUGGGUGAUGCCCUGGCCCCUCGGUUCUCAUGGUCACAAGCUAGUGGCUUUUGAUUGCGCAGAGGCCUUGCCCACUGCUACCCUUCCCAGAAGCCUGCGGUUGCCACAGCCCUGCCUUUGGGGCUUUACCUCAAGGGUUCCUCUGCAUCGUUAGUGUUGUGGUGUAAAUAUGUUCCACUAUGUGGCCAGGCCCAUCUGUGAGCCUAUUUGUCCCCCUGCCUUCUGAUCACUUGGCCACUCCUCUGGUCAGGGCUGUUCUCCCCCAGCCCGGUGGGGGUGGGGAAGCCUGCCCUCCACUCAGUUUUCCCUCCUGGGUCACUUCCAGCACUGGGAUGGGCGAGGGCAUAUUGGAGGCAGAAAGACUAGCGUUGUUGGGCUCCGUCCGUGUGUUCUACGAAGACAGGCUUCAGCGUUGGCUCAGGGUGUGGGGUGUUGGGGUUCUUUGGAGCCCCCUGUGGGGACGGGUGCACUUGCUGGCUUUGGUUCCUUCCUGGCCACGCUCCGCUCUCACUCCCCGUCGGCUCCUCAGCUUCAGACCCUGUCCGCGUACCUAUCCUGCCAGGGCUCAAGCCCCUCACCCUGGCAAGCUGCCCUCCUUAAGCCUGGUUGCUUUUCUGGGAGCCCACAGACCGCGUGUGUGCCUGGGCUGCCGAACAGCCACAUGCAGCCUCGCCAGCAGCUGACUCCUCUCCCUCUACCCAGCCGCCUCUGAGCUUGCCAGGUCUCUGGGUCCAAACCCCAUUCAGAAGGGAUUCAGGUUACUUCCUCCCAGGAAGCGUCUGCUGCAGGAUCCCCCAGGGGCCGCAUGGAGCUGGGUCUGUAAGGUCCCGAGUGUAGCCGGCCUCUCGCUGGAGAACGUAAGGCUGAGUGGCUGCAAGGUCUGUCCCUCUCAUGGGAACAUGAAAUGGCUUUCGGCUUCUGCUGGAGUCUUUCUCCCUUGGCUUAGGAGGGAGGGAACAGCACCACUGCUUUGCCAUUCAGGGAGAAGUUCUCUUUAUUCCAAAAAAUUCCCAUCACUAAAGCUUCCAUUUCUUUCUUCUUUUUUGGUCUUUUAGGGCCGCACCUGAGGCAUAUGGAACUUCCCAGGCUGGGGGUGGAAUUGGAGCUACAACCGGCAGCCUACACCACAGCCACAGCCACACUGACUCUGAGCUGUGUCUGCGACCUACACUGCAGCUGGUGGCAACGCCAGAUCCUUAACCCACUGAGCGAGGCCAGGGAUCGAACCUGUGUCCUCAUGGAUACUAGUCGAGUUUGUUAACCACUGGGUCACAACAGGAACUCCAAUAGUCGGGUUCUUAAUCUGCUGAGCCACAGUGGGAACUCCUGCAUUUCUAACCUCACAUACAAGAAGAAGGUUGGUGGUCUCCGUGUCGGCGUUAUUAUCCUAGAGGAAAUCCUACGUGGAUUUAUCGACCACCUGUACUUAACAUCCUCUUGUGCAAGGAUUCUUUUAAAAUAUGAAUAGUUCCUGUGUGCACCUGCAGGCUUUUUAUGGAGUAUUAUCAACAAACCUUAUUUCUUAUUUUUUUCCUUUUAUUCAACUGUUUUUAAUACUCAGCCGUGUAUCAAUCAGGGCCCAGUCAGGAAGCUAGAAACCACAGUAAGUAUUUCACAUAGAGGGCAUUUAAUGCAGAGAAUUGAUUACAAGUGAUAGAAAGCCGAACGCGUCAGAAGACGACGCUGAUGUCAUUAAAAAGUAGUAGCUGGAGAAUUCAGGUAACCUGGGAAGACAAAGGGAAGAAGCACAUGAUUAUCAAACCAGCAGCUCAGAGAAGGGGCCCUUGCUGGCUGGUCAGUACUCAGACCUUUGUGGGGGAAGCUCCUUGAACGUCUGAGGAACGGCAUGACCUCAAGGGUGCUGACGGCCAAGCGGGGGCAGAUCUGCCAGUACCACUGAGAAGUGUGGCAAAGCUGCUGCAGAGUGGAGGAGAAGCUGGUAGUUGGAGCCAGGUGUCUGCAGCUGGGGGAACUUGACGGCACCUGGAAAGGAGGUGUGAAUACCACCCCCCUCCUUCUUUCACUCUCCGUUCCCCUUUGCGGCACCCCUGUGGCGGUACCUAACAGAACCACCUGGCCUUGGGUUCUGGGAAAUAGGAUUUGCAGAGCCAGUGUGUGUGGGUGGGAGUCGAGAGGGAGGUGUGUUGCCCCGGGAGACAGAAGCGUGUAGGAGCCAGAAGGAGAUGGGUGAGUAACGAGCAUCACCCGUGCAGCUGCUCAUGCAUCCAGAUGCCUGCUCUCAGCUGGGAAGUAGCCUGUUGAGAGCAUCUGCCACAGGAAAUGCACCCGCCCCCCUGGUUGCCGUCUUGAGAGGUUAAAAUCCUUGCAGCUGGGGUUCCAAGGACAAAGUAAGUUCCCCCAGGUGGGUGCGCUCCUUGGAGAUCUGGGAAGUGAGGGUUGUCUUCCCGCUGCGUGGCUCUUUGCUGGAGGCGCGUUUAGGGGUCGGGCUUUCCGCAGCAGCAUUCCCGCCACAGCAAGCCCCAAAGAAGGACGCCUCCUGGGCGGCUGAAGUUCAACAUGGGACUGGAGGUUCAGCAGGUAAGAUAAAUCUACUCUGUUACAAGUCUGGCUGUGAUAAAGUAGUUAAGAAGAAAAUUCCUGGAGGUUAAGUUACUCGGAAGCACUGGCAAGUCCAGGGAGCGAGGCUUAGAGAACAGACAGGAGCCACAGGAGGACGAACGAGUGCAGAGGAAGGCCGCCCUUCGGAGUCGGGCAGGAAAGGCUGGCACUGCUGGCACCACUGCUGCCUGACUCUGCUCUCACGCUUGUUGGUCCGCAGACUGAGGCUGAGAGUCGCGUUACUCCUCCUCGGAGUCGAUGGUGCUGUGUUAGGAUCGGCUCGGGCAGGGCCGCUCUCCUGCUCUUUGUGACACUUUCCUUUAUUCGGCACGUCUGUUCCUCUGCCGCCGUGUGUUGGCUGUGUGGAUGCCUGGGUGUCUUUGGCAAACCAGAUGGUGGUUUUGGUACCUGGAUGUUGCGACAGAGACUGGCCUUGCCGGCUGUUCCAUACCCCGCUUGCUUCUUGCUGGGGAUCAGCAGGACCCUCCCAGCUUCCCUUGUUCUCCAGUGUGGCCAUGAGACUGAGUCUAGCCGGUGGGAGAGCAGUGGAGCUGGGGUGUGCUGCUUCUCUGACGUGGUCCCACGUUUUCCUGGGCACAGUCCCCCAUGUCUUUUCCAUUUUGGCCAACUUGAUGCCUUGGCGCAUUUGACCUCACAAGCUACCCGUUGGAGAUGAUGAAGCCAAAAGCCCGGAGGAGUCUGAGCAUCACUUGGAGCAGAGCCACCCACCUCAGGAACCUCUGCUUUGGCCUUCGUGUGAGUGAGAAAUAAAUGUGUAUCUUUGGGGGCACUAUAUUCUUGGUUUGUUGCUACAGCGACUAGUAACUUUUCUUAAAAUCCCUUUUAAUUGAACAGGUCAGAAAAGUAAAAAUAAUAAUAACGCCCAUCCAGAAAAGCAAGCAAAUGUGAAGCCUGGUGGUUUAUCACAAGGCAACACCCAUGGAACCACCACCCAAACUAAGAAACAGAACAUUGUCAACACCCAGAGCCUCUCUGUUAAGUCCCUUCCCGAACCUCAGCAACUCUAUUCUCUUGACUUCGCAAAGUUACCACCACCCUGGCUAUUACGACAUCCGUGUCCUCGCUUUCCCUGCAGUCUUACUAGUUAAGCAUCCCUACCGAAAUCCUACUUACCUGGGGUGUGUUUCUAUGUGCCUGACCUCUUUCACUCAGCACUAGGUUUAUGGGAUUCGUCUGUGAGUUGAGUGCAGCUGAAUUACACUCCUUUUUUUUUUUUUUUUUUGGUGUGGCCUCACCUAUGGCAUAUGGAAGUUCCCAGGUCAGGGACUGAAUCCGAGCCGCAGCUGCAACCUGUGCCACAGCUGUGGCAAUGCGGGAUCCUUUAACCCACUGCGCUGGGCUGGGGAUCAGACCUGCACCUCUGAAGCAAUCUGAGCCACUGCAGUAGGAUUCUUUAUCCACCGUGCCACAGUGGGAACUCCCUCAUUCAUUUUUAUUUCUGUAACAAUAUCCCAUUCUGUGAAGAAACCAGUUUAUUGAUUGAGUCAACUGCUGGUGUACAUUUGGGUUAAAUGGGCUGGGUCAUGCUGCAGGAGAUAAAAACCCUGAAUAGUAAUGGUUUAACCCCACAAAGGAUGAUUUUUGACUAGUGCCGCACAUUGGCAGGGACUCAGGUACCUAAACUAAUGAAACCCCGCUGCAGGACCCGCUUCCAUAAUCACUGGGGGGCAAUGAGACUAGACCACCCCCUGUGCAAAAGCGUCAGCCCAGAUGUGCCACAUCCUUUUUGCCCAUUUAAUUGACCGAAACAGGACCCACCGCCCCAUAAAGCUCCCUAGAUGGUCAGGACAUGGGCUCCUGCCGGCCCCGGAAGGAAGAGAAGCAGAGCAUGAGCCGCGUCCUCACUGGUGGGCGGUUUCCACGAAUAGCACUGCUCUGAAGGGGCCGCAGGUGCCUCUGGAGUGCGCGUGUUUCUGUUGGGAAUGUGGCUGCGAGGAAGACUGGUCGUGAGCUGUGUGUGUCCUCAGCUUUUAAUAGAAAACGCAGACUGUUCACAGAGUGUUCAGCUACAUACCGUCUCCGCCAGCGACGUGAGAGGUCACUCAAUGCGUCUGUCUGCUCUCUCGUGGGAUCCCCCCCAGUUCCGGCGUACAGUGUUAGGUUAUGUGGUUUAACUUUGCAUUUACCCGAUUCCUAAUGGGACUGACCUAUGGGUCCCCCUCUGUGUUUGAAAACCCUCUUCUGUCGAGUGCUCGUUCAAGCCUCUUGCCCUUUUUUCCUAUUGGAUUGUCUUUUCCUUGUUGAUUUUUGGAGAAGUUCUACACACACACACACACACACACACACACACACACACACACACACACACACACACAGGCCACGGUCCCCUUUGCUUGUAUGUGCUGUUCAAUCGUCUCCUCUUCUGUGGUUUGCCUUUUCACUCCCUUAAUGGGUGUCUGCUGACGAACCGAAGGUUUUGAUUUUAAUGUAGCCUAGUUUAUCCAUUGUUUACGGUUAGUGCUGUGUGUGCCUGUUUAAAGAGUCAUUUGUGGGAGUUCCUGUUGUGCUUCAGUGGGUUAAGAACCCAGCUAGUAUCCAUGAGGAUGCGGGUUCGCUCCCUGGCCUUGCUCGGUGGGUCAAGGAUCUGGUGUUGCCGCGAGCUGCAGCCUAGGCUGCACAUUUGGCCUGGAUCUGGCGUGGCUGUGACUGUGGCGUAGGCCAGCAGCUGCAGCUCUGAUUCCACCCCUAGUCUGGGACUUCCACAUGCUGCAGGGGUGGCCCUCAAAAGAAAAAACAUCGUUUCUACUCCAAAAUGAUGACGUUAUCUUACUAAAUUAUAUUCUGCAAGUGUUAGUAUUGGCUUUUCAUUAUGCUGCAACCCAUAUGCAGCUGAUUUUCCCGUGUGGUUAGAAUAGGAGCCAAGUUUAAUUCCAUCUAGAUAUCUAGUUAAUCUCAAAGAGUUCAUUGAAAAAAUUUUUUCCUGUUGCUGUCCACCUCUCUCUCUUUUUUCUACAUAUGUGUGAGGUUGUUUCUGGGCAUCCUGAGCCAUUCCUCGGUGUUUAUGUCCGUCUUCACACCAGUACCUCGCUUUUUAAACUGCAGUAGCUUCUCAUGCGUCUUAGUAUGUGAUACAGCAAGUCCCACACAUUCUUCUUCUCUCAAAAGACUGUUGCUGGCCCUUGGCGUUUCCAUGGUUGUCAAGCUCCCCAAAGACCCUGCUGGGAUUUUCUUGUGCUAUAGAUCAGACUGGAAUAUUUAUAAUACUGGGGCUUCUAAUUCCUUGGUCUUUGUGCUCCACUGAAUUAAUUGCUGUCCGUAAUGUUUUAUAGAUUUACGUGCUAAGUUCUUCUCGCACAUCUUUUGUUAGAUUUAUUCCUGACAUUUACUGUUUCUUUUUCAAAUGUCUUGCAAAUGGGAUCUUCAGAAGUUUCAUUUUCUGCUUGCUUGUGUAUAGAGGUACAACCGGGUGUUCCCGUCGUGGUAUAGAGGAAACAAAUCCAACUAGGAACCUUGAGGUUGCAGGUUCGAUCCCUGGCCUCGCUCAGUGGGUUAAGGAUCCGGCAUUGCUGUGAGCUGGGGGUGUAGACUGCAGACGUGGCUCAGAUCCUGCGUUGCUGUGGUGUAGGCUGGCGGCUACAGCUCCCAUUGGACCCCCAGCCUGGGAACAGGUGUGGCGCUAAAAAUAGAUUUUUGUAUGUGGACUGUGGAGCAUCAUCCUUGUUAAAUAACCUCACUGACUGUAAUAAUUUAUCUGUAUUCUUUUAUUUUGUAAAAUAAUACAGAUAUAUCAUCUCUGAAUAUCCUAUCAGUUUUAUUUCAUCCUUUCCAGUUUUAUAUCAUUUAUUUCUUUCAUCUUCACUGGCCAGGACAUCCACCACCCUGUGCAAGGAAAGUGGUUUGGGUGGAAGUCUUUGAACCAUUCACAGACUUGAAGGAAAAGCUUUCACUGUUUCAUCACUGAGUGUGUUGUCUGAAGUGAGAUUCUGAUUCACAGCUGUCAGAUUAAUAAUGUGCUCUAUUUGGUAUUAUUUGUAUCAUGAUUUAGAUUUUGAAUGUUGUCAAAUGCAGCUUCUUAAUUGAAACGAUCACAGCUUUUAAAAAAUUCUGUCAGCAUAGCAGGCAAAAGAUUUAUUUCCCUCUGUAAAAUCGACCUUGAAUCUUUGGAAUAAAAUCAGCUUAGUUGA